Molecule: messenger RNA, 2748 nt
Organism: Symbiodinium sp. CCMP2592
Lineage: Eukaryota; Dinophyceae; Suessiales; Symbiodiniaceae
Source: the annotation of a GenBank genome assembly
AUGCACGGCAAUACCGGGAUGGCAAAGCUUGAUAUUCUUUGCGGCUCGGCACUGGAUGUGAUGCUGUGCUUAGCCUUCUUGGGCGUCGCCAUCCAGGUGCUUCUGACCUCCGAAAUUCUGCAGGAACGGGGCACCCGGAGAUCACCAAGAGCAAACGUUCGACACCGACUUCUUUUCUACUUGCUCUCCCUUUGCUUGCUGCUGGUGGGAAUGGGCCGUGCCAUUGCGGCACUACAGCUCUCUUCAAUGCCCGGCGGGCCCGGGACAAUUGCUGAGCUCCUUCCGCCCGUAUUCGCGCUGGCAGCCUCCAUUUCAAGCAUCGGUGCAGCAUCCUUGCUUGCGCUUGCAGCUCCGCGGUUGGCGCAGCUGAGAGAGGCACAGUCAGGCGCAGCCCGAGCCGAUCUUGAAAGUGGCAUUCCUGCGAAGGUGCCCCUGGUUACUUCGCCUUCCCCGACGAAGGGUUUGGCUUCGCCAACGAAGGGCUUGGCUUCGGCUGGCGCCAGACCCGGAUCGCCGCAGGGCGGCGGGAGCCCGGGCCACGAAUGGUCGAGAUUGGAUGAGAACCUCCGGCCCACUGCGGAUGCUUUGCAGCUGAACUCGAAGCAGGUCAUGCUCCUCAUUGCGGCACUCUGCGAGCUGUCGAAGAAUCGAGCGCACUGGGCCCGGAAGCCCGAUGAGACCUGGGGAAAGUUCCUUCAGGCUCUCCAUGAGAUCCUCACAGAGUCGAAAUCACGGCCGAUGUUACCCGCCGAGGCGUGGUAUGAAGUUUCCCGAUGGUACAGCUCACUAUCGGACUCGCGGCUGACGCAGCUGCUGCGAGCCGCGAUGGUCUUCCACGGCUGUCCCAAGCCCAAGGAGGCUUUGCAGUUGGCCAACCUUUUGUGGCCAAAGGUGCUCGGGGGUGACAAGUUUGCCUACCAAGUCACCGGACCGACUGGGAGCUGCUGGCAAGGCUCGCGAGGUGGAGUUUACCAGGAUUUGGCGACAGAGAUGGGAUUCACCUACGAGUUGACCUACAAGCUGAUCGAUGGCUACUUCGACAAGAAGGAUAGCAAGGUCGAGAAGAGCUGGGUCGAGGUGCAGAGCCCGGUAGGCCACCCUGUCCUGGACGAGGAGGCAUCCACCUCCAACUCGGCGAAGGAGCCCAUCAAGGGCCAGUGGCAGACGAAAGGCCCCUACACGUUCAUCGCUGCCGGGAACAAGUCUCGGAUCUUUUUCUACACCGGUGGCACUGCAUGUACCAGCAUCGACGACGUGAUCGUCAGGAAGACCAAGGAUCCCAAAUACGUCGUGUACAAUUUCGCCCAUCUGAUCAACGAUGGCCACUUCAUGGUCACCAAAGGCGCCUUUCCGAAAAAUGCCUCCGACAACUCCAGCGAUGGCAGCUCCUUGCAAGUGUUAAAGGACAACGUGGUGAUCAUGAAGCCGUCGGAGAAAGCCGGGGACCAGAGGGAGGCGUCGCAUGGAGAGAAUGAUCUCGAUGUGAACACGCUGCAGCUCACGGGCGGUGGCUGCAGCCGCGUCUCUGGCUUUGUGAGGUACACACCUAAGCCGCUGUACGAGUAUGACGAGAAGGAGAUGAUGAAUAGCAGCGUCUUAAGCAGUGUAACGUUUGAGGUGCAGGAGCCCAUCGGCAAUCCCGUCAAUCCGCCCGUCAACAUCGGCGUGACUGGCGCGGUGAUCAACGCCGUCUUGGAUCCCUCGCCGGAGCACCUCAGAAUCAGGGUGAAGAAAGAAGCCAGUGUGAAGAGCAAUGACACGGACAAUGUGGUCGAGGCCCAGCUCUACUUCUUUUGCAAGGGCGGCGACCGCAUGAGCUAUCGUUCUGGAUGGAAGCUCUUCACGUACCAGUUCGCAGGCAACGAAGGGCUCUGCCUCUCCAUGGGGGCACGCGACAGCAUGGGCAUGGGUUGCCACGAGGUCAGCUGCAGGAAGAACCCCAUCAGCGACGCCAGCCUCCAGCCCUGCAAUGAGGAGGACUGGGCGCAGAACUUCUACCCAGAGGGCCCAUUGGUACGCUCGGCCUCGCCUGCGGAGCGCUGUCUGGCCGUGGACUAUUCCGCGCAUGUGGAGCCUUGCAAGCCCAUAACGCUGAAGAUGUGCAACGAGUCGGACCCGGGGCAACGUUGGAGCAUCGUUGGUGGAGACUCUGCCCAGGAUGCGGCACUGUUGAAGAUGGAGGAUGGUCUGGUGGCCUCGACCCCGAAGGCGAAAACGCAGCUGGCCUCCUUCGACAUGCUGAUCCAGGCCUGUGACGAGAAGGAGGUGGCGGCGGUGAAGCAGUGGAAUCAGAUCCCUUCCCCGACCGUCGCGAGCCUGGUCAUGGCCCAUGAGCUUUCCACGAACUUCACGCAGAAGGCAUCCGGAAGUGGGGAGCUUUUGCUCUCGGACGUUUGGGCGGAGGCGGUCUGUCCAUGGUUCUUCAACCCGCCGCUCCACACGGACAGUAAAUUCAUCAAGUGCUACAACAGUGAUCUCUGCGACCCGGAAGAGGAUGGGGAGGACUGCUGCGCCACGAGAAAGGGCACCUUCAUGUGUUCCUCGUCAGCGCCGUACAUGUGCAAAUCCAAGACCAACGGCAAGGCCCCGUCAGACUACUUCUGCGUCAAGGACAACGCCGACUGCGAGGAAUACGACGGUCGCCGCCCGUGUGAGGGCCCUCCCGGUGACGAGGGCAGCGUAGGGGAACCCGGCGAGGAUGGCCUGCCCGGUGAGGCGGGUUGCAGUCAGAACCGUGACAACAGGUAA